CUGGAAAGAACUACACAACUUCCUGUGGAGCACACAACAGCUGAUAAGAAAUGGAAAGAUGAAGAUUUUUGAAUAGAAAUAAUUUACAAAUCUGUAUAACUUUUUGGCACCAGUUAAUUUGAAAACUUUGUUUUUCACCUUUAAGAUGUGUGAUUUCAACUGGUAGACAAAAAAAAUCUCCUGUAAAAUCCAGGAUGACUUCCCUGUGCAAUAUCCUUCUGACCACCAGAUGGCAGUGUGCAGCAGACCCGUCUGACACAACACAUGCACCAUAGAGCGCUGUUCUACCUGCUGUGGGCGGAAGUGCUCGCUGUGUGGGGAAGGCCGCACGUGGAUCCAGCGUGUAGACGUAGUCAUCAGGAAUCAUGGGGAAGACGGGGAAACUUCGCUCCGGUACCGCCGGGAAACUGAAGCGCUGGAAGAAGGGACACAGCAGCGAGUCCAACCCACAGGCCAAGCGGCACCGGGAAGCAGCAAGAAGCCGGUUCUUCAGCCGCCCCUCCGGUAAAAGUGACCUGACUGUAGAUGCUCUAAAGCUGCACAAUGAUCUUCAGUCAGGGUCGUUCUCCGUACAGAAGAAGCCGGAUGAAGAGGUGGAAGAGGACGAAGAAAUGGCGGUGACAGAGAAGUCGGGUGCCACCUUUCUGAGUGGGUUGUCCGACUGCACCAACGUGACUUUUGGCAAAGUGCAGAGAUACUGGGAGUCCAACUCAGCGGCUCAUAAAGAGUCUCUUCUUACGGAGUGUGUAGCGCCCCACAUAGCAGAGAUUGGAACGGUCUCUUCCUCUACGGUUGCAGGACCGGCCGGUCAUACCCUUAAAAUGUUUAAGUUUGUAGAAGGCGGCCUGUCCUACAAGUUCCAUGCGUCCUGGGCCUAUGUCCUCCAGAUUUUACAGACCUUUUUUGAGGUUGCUGGGAAGAUUUGUCACCCAGUGAUGAAGAAGUGUUUGCAGACUCUCGCUGACCUGCGAUUAUCGGCUCAUUUCCCUCAUACUGGAGAGCUGGAUCGGGCGGUGGGAGCGGCUGUGGAGAGUAUGGGACCCGAGGUGGUCCUGAGAGCCAUCCCCCUGCAGAUUGAUGGCACAGAGGACAUCUCUGACUUCCCGCGCAGUUGGCUGGUGCCUGUGAUCAGAGACUAUGUGAAGAACACGGAGCUGGAUUUCUUCACAAGAUAUUUCCUGCCACUGGCUGAAAAACUAAAGAAAAGAGCUGGCGAGCUUGCGGAGGCUGGAAGAAACCUAGAGGCCAAGAUCUAUGAGACUCUUCAGUGGCAAAUCUGGACAAUGUUACCUGGUUUCUGCACCAAACCCACAGAUGUAGCCGCCUGCUUUAAGAACAUAGCAAAGACCCUGGGAAUGAUCAUCUUGGAUCGUCCGGACCUCCGUCUCAAUGCCUGUCAAGCCCUUCGCACUUUGAUUAACAAAGGGUGUGAAGCAGAGGCGGAUAAGGCUGAAGUGAGCCGAUUAGCUAAGAAUUACCUUCCUAUACUGUUCAAUGUGUACAUUAAAGUGCCUGCACCAGGGGAGGGCGCUGCACACAAGCUUCCUGUGAUGGAAACCAUCAGAACCUAUUUGACUGUAACAGACCAGCAGCUGGUUUGCGAUUUACUAGGGAAAGCCAGUGCAAAGGUGUUGGAGAAGACAGAGACUGAAAAGCUCUAUGUACUGGAUCUCAUCACAGCAAUGGCCCCGUAUGCGGAUGAGCCGUCAAUGACCCGAGUGUAUCAGACCAUUCAGCCCUUACUUGAGGAGAAGAACCACAGUGUGCAGAAGAAGGCGUACCGGAUCCUGGAGGAGAUGUGCGGGGGAGAGAGGCCGCCUUGUGGAGACUUUGUGAAAAACAACUUGGAGGAGCUAAAGAAAACUCUUCUGGAUUCACUGAAAAGUGCAUCAUCUCCAGCCAAGAGGCCGCGUCUGAAGUGCCUGAUACAUAUAGUCAAGCAGCUCACAGCCGACCAUGAAGAAUUCAUAACAUCUAUCAUCCCAGAGGUGAUGAUUUGUACCAAAGAAGUAUCUGUGGGUGCGAGGAAGAACGCUUACACUCUUCUGGCGGAGAUAGGUCACGCUUUCCUUCGUUUCAUCAACGACACAGCAGAAGCCCUGGACCGAUACCUAGCUGUUGUCUAUGCUGGGUUGACUGGUUCCGUCACCAUGAUAACAUGUACAGUCCUUACCCUGACCAGACUCAUAUUUGAGUUCAAAGAUCACAUGGGGAUACAGGUGAUUGAACAGUUGUUGAAGAACGUCUGCCUCUUGUUAAGUUGUAAGACGAGGGAGGUGGUGAAGGCGUCUUUGGGCUUCAUUAAAGUCAUCAUCUUUAUCGUUGACCUGAAAGUUCUCUCCAGGCACCUGCAGAUGAUGAUGGAAGCCAUCGGAAAUAUAAACCAGGACAUGAGACGCUAUUUCCGUGUGAAACUAAAGAACAUCUUUACAAAGUUCAUCCGCAAGUUUGGGUUCGAGUUGGUGAAGGAUAUGCUGCCGGUGGAGUAUCACAAGGUGCUGAACAACAUCCGAAAGGCUGAAGCUAAAAACAAGAAGCAGAAAGCUCUAAAACAGGCCGCAUCGGAGGGAGAGGAAGAUGAUGGAGAGGGAAGGAAACACAAGGGAGACGACAUUGAAGACAUCUUGGCAGAUACAGAUGAAGAGGAAGAAGUAGAUAAGAAGCAGACGAAGCAGCAGAAGAAUCAAGUCAGGCAGAUGAGCCGAGCCUGGCUGAAGGAAGGAGAAGGAGAUGAGCCCCUGAAUUUCCUUGAUCCAAACGCCGCUCAGCGGGUGCUAGCCACAAAACCCGGUGUGAAGAGCACAAAGAAGAGCCACGACUUCAAAGUCACAUCAGACGGCCGUCUCAUUAUCAAGGAUGAAGACGACGAGGAGGAGAAGGCGAAAGGUGCCGAAGGUGUGGAUGAAGAGAUGGCCGAUCUCAUGCAAGAAGUUGGACUUCGAACUAAAAAAGCCCAGAAAAAGAAAUUCCGGGAAGAUAAUGAGGAUGACGAUGACACCGGAGAGAAGACAUUACAGUAUAAAGCUGGGGGCACAGGAAUACACAGACCUGUUUCCAAAAGACCGGAGUUCGGCGCGGCUUUCAAGUCAAAGAAAGGAAAAGGUGACAUGAAACAGAAAGGCAAACACGACCCGUACGCCUACAUACCCCUGAACAAGUCCAAGCUGAACCGCAGGAAAAAGGCGAAGAUGCAAGGCCAGUUCAAAGGUCUGGUGAAAGCCGCACAAAGAGGAGCCUUGAGUGGGAAGAAAAAGAAGAAUAGCAGGAGAGCAUGAGACCAUCAUGCGGUGCGGACUGUGUGCCAUCUACUGCCUGGAAAAGCAGAUCCGGUGCCCUGCGUACCCAUAUUCUGCUCAUGGACAGUUCAUUUGUGGUCGAGUAGUGAUAACUAUUCAGGAGCAUAUAAGAAACCUCUUCAUCCCGCCUAUGAGGAGCAGAGAAGUGAACUUAACAUCUAAGAUAUAAAGAGCAAAGAAGCAGUGUGAAGGAGCUUCACUUCUCCAGGGAUCAUGUGUUCUUGUGGUUUUAUUGGACUGUGACAUUUGUUGUGCUGAAUAAAACCUUAAAGUGUACCUGCCAUCUCCAGUGACUUUUCAGAAUAAGCUGCCCUAUGUGUGUACAUGAGGAGCAGCACAAUUUUGAGGCCAUUAUAUAACUUGUAUAUGGUAUUUUUCUGCAGAUUUCUGCUCUUAGGCUAAAUCUAUAAUUUGCAGUUCUCCCAGAGCUGGUGGGCGGUCCUCUCUCCUCCCCCUCUGUAGACUUGUUAUGCUUGUCUUGCAGACACAGGACAAAGCUGAGCUGAUUUUUUAGAGAACAAUAUUUGAGCGAGCGGGGGGUGAUUGAUAACAGGAGAAAGAAGCAUUUUUCUCUAAUAAGAUAUAUUACAAAACAAAUAUGUAAAUAUCACUAGCGCUGGGACGGUAUGUUAACUGGCUGCCAAGAUGACGCUGAGAGGGUCCUGACCACUCCUCACAUAGAUAGUAAAUACAAAACUUAGUAUGAUAUUAGCGUAUCGGCGCACAGGAACAAAUGAAAAAUACGUUAGAACUUACUCUGGAUGUAUUAGUUGGCCGUAUCCUCGAUGUACGGGGC
Molecule: messenger RNA, 4092 nt
Organism: Hyla sarda
Lineage: Eukaryota; Metazoa; Chordata; Amphibia; Anura; Hylidae
Gene: RRP12
Product: ribosomal RNA processing 12 homolog
Source: RefSeq, a predicted model, not a curated record